Messenger RNA from Chrysemys picta bellii (western painted turtle), 6835 nucleotides. The record is from RefSeq and is a predicted model, not a curated record. Lineage: Eukaryota; Metazoa; Chordata; Testudines; Emydidae.
CCGCGGCCUGUGGAGCCGAGUUUUGUGUGCGUGGGGAGGAGGGGGAGGGAGCGGGAGAGUGAGCGGGGCCGGCCCGAGACCGGGACACAGAGAGACCCAGCGCCCCCCUCCCCCGCCGCCAGCGGCCGCCCUCGCCGCCCCCCCCCCUAGCGCCUCUCUCUGGUCUCCCCGCGGCGCUGCGGCUCCCCCACUGCCCGGGGCACGGGCGGCUCCUGGAGCGGAGCCCGUGGAACUGGGACCCGGUGGCGCGGAAAUCGAGGCCGGGGAUCCAGCGCGGCCUGCUGCGGGGUCCUGUUUCUCCCCCCGCUCCGAGCCCGGCCCGGCUCCUGCUCUUUGUGUCUCUGCUGGGCUCGGUCGGACACGGCGGGGGGAGUUAGAAUGGAACAGACUGACGUGUGAGUCACUUGCUUGUUACAGAAAUUGUUCAAUAUGGUGAAGAAAAUGAGUAGCUGGCCUCCUUGCUUGACUGUAAAACAUAAGAUUUGGUAGCUGUUGGGAUGGAGUCAACAUUGCAUGGCUGAACUUUUCUUCUUUGGCAUAGAAACUUAAAAGAAUAUUUUGCACCUUUAUGCCUUCAAUCUAAGGAUCUCAAAACACUUUAUGAACAUCAGUGAAUUACUGCAAGUCUCGCAGCACCCACUUUACAGAUGGAGAAACUGAGGAACAGAGGUUAAAUGAUUUGCCCAAUGUCAGUGAAGCCUUUAAAGAGCAGUUGGUGCCGCAUAGAAAAAUGUGGCCCUAUGAGAGAAAGGGAAAGCUAAGGAUGCUGGAGCAGAACAAUGGAUUUCUCUUUCUCUUUCAUGCAAGGGAUCAUGGGAAACACAAUUCAGCAACCACCUCAGCUCAUUGACUCAGCCAACAUCCGCCAGGAGGAUGCCUUUGAUGCCAGCAGUGACAUCGCUGAAGAUGGUGGUCAGACACCAUAUGAAACUGCCCUGCAGCAAGGCUUUCAGUACCCUACUCCAACGACAGAGGAUCUUCCACCGAUCACUAAUGGCUAUCCACCAACAAUCAAUAUGUAUGAACCUCAAGCCAAAUACCAGACAUACAGUCAGUAUCCCAAUGGUUCAGCCAAUGGCUUUGGUGCAGUUAGAAACUUUAGUCCCCCAGAGUAUUACCAAAUGGAAAACUCUAACGUGAGGCCUCAUGAAGUUCUGGAAAAACCUUCCCCUCCACAACACCCACCGCCACCACCUCCUUCAGUACCACAAACGGUGAUUCCAAAGAAGACUGGUUCACCAGAAAUCAAAUUAAAAAUAACCAAAACUAUCCAGAAUGGCAGGGAAUUGUUCGAGUCCUCUCUGUGUGGGGACCUUCUGAAUGAAGUGCAGGCAAGUGAGUAUGCUAAGAUGAAACACGAAGGGAGAAAGGAGAAAAGGAAAAAAAGUAGCAAGCAUGACUCUUCCCGAUCGGAAGAACGCAAGUCAUACAAAAUUCCAAAACUAGAACCAGAGGAACAAAGUAGACCAAAUGAGAGGCUUAGUGUGCUAUCAGAAAGACCAAGAGAAGAUAUACUGUUGGAGGAAACCCCGGUCCAGCAGUUCUCACCUUCUCUUCCAACGCAAGUUACAACAGACGUCAAGUUUCAGGUUGGCGAUCUAGUCUGGUCCAAGGUGGGAACUUAUCCUUGGUGGCCCUGCAUGGUUUCAAGUGAUCCACAGCUUGAGGUUCAUACCAAAAUUAAUACAAGAGGUGCCCGUGAAUACCAUGUUCAGUUUUUUAGCAACCAGCCUGAGAGGGCAUGGGUGCAUGAGAAGCGCGUUCGAGAGUAUAAAGGACAUAAACAGUAUGAACAAUUAUUGGCAGAAGCUACUAAGCAAGCCAGCAAUCACUCUGAGAAACAGAAGAUUCGUAAGCCAAGGCCACAAAGAGAGCGUGCUCAGUGGGAUAUUGGUAUUGCCCAUGCCGAGAAAGCAUUGAAAAUGACGCGGGAAGAAAGGAUAGAACAGUAUACCUUCAUUUAUAUAGACAAGGAGCCAGAGGAGGCUUUGUCCAAAGCCAAAAAGACUGCUGCCCCUAAAUCAGAGGCUAAAAAGAACCGUCGGCCUAAGCCAGCAUUGAACGCUCAGCCAGAACAGACCAAUGUGGUAUCGGCAUCCCCCUCAUUAUCAAAUACUGAGGUGCGAAGGCAAAGUCAAAGGAGGCAGUCAAGUGUGGAAGAAGAGGAGCCACCGCCUGUGAAAAUAGCCUGGAAAACAGCUGCAGCCAGGAAAUCCUUACCAGCUUCAAUAACCAUGCAUAAAGGGAGUUUGGAUCUUCAGAAAUGUAACAUGUCUCCAGUUGUUAAAAUUGAACAAGUUUUUGCCCUACAGAAUGCUGCUGGGGAUGGAAAAUUCAUCGAUCAGUUUGUUUACUCUACCAAGGGAGUUGGUAACAAAACUGAAAUAAGUGUCAAGGGACAAGACAAGCUUAUUUCUACAUCAAACCAGAAAAAUGAGAGAGCCACUGCGCAAAAUGCAUCCUCACCCGAAACAACUUCUGGGUCAACAGGUUCUGUAGAAAAGAAGCAACAGAGAAGAUCGAUUCGAACCCGCUCAGAGUCUGAGAAAUCCACUGAAGUUGUGCCAAAGAAGAAGAUCAAAAAGGAGCAGGUAGAAAUGGUUCCACAGACAGCAGUGAAGACUGGAUUACAGAAAGGUGCCAGCGAGAUUUCAGAUUCUUGUAAACCUCUAAAGAAAAGGAGUCGUGCCUCAACUGAUGUAGAACUGACUAGUUCAGCAUACAGAGACACAUCUGACUCUGAUUCAAGAGGACUUAAUGAUCUGCAGGGUAGCUUUGGAAAACAUUCAGACAGCCCAUCAGCUACUGCAGAUGCUGAUGCUUCUGAUGUACAAUCAGUAGACUCUAGCUUAUCAAGAAGAGGCACCGGAACAAAUAAGAAGGAUACUGUUUGUCAGAUCUGUGAAAGCUCUGGUGAGUCUCUGGUGUCAUGCGAAGCAGAGUGCUGUAGAGUCUUCCAUAUGGAAUGCCUAGGACUGAAAUCAAUACCUGAUGGGAAGUUCAUCUGCAUGGAGUGUAAAAAUGGACAGCACACAUGCUUUUCCUGCAAGCUUCCUGGUAAAGAUGUGAAGCGCUGUUCAGUCAAUGCUUGUGGUAAAUUUUAUCAUGAAGCCUGUGUUCGUAAAUUUGCCACUGCAGUCUUCGAGUCACGAGGAUUCCGUUGCCCGCAGCAUUGCUGUACUGCCUGCUCAAUGGAUAAGGAUAUCCACAAAGCAAGUAAAGGACGCAUGGUGAGAUGUUUGAGAUGUCCAGUUGCCUAUCACUCAGGAGAUGGCUGUAUUGCUGCAGGAAGCUUGUUUGUGUCAUCUCACAUUCUCAUCUGUAGCAACCAUUCCAAAAGGAAUCACUCUUCAUCAGCUGUAAAUGUAGGCUUUUGUUUCGUUUGUGCAAGAGGGCUGGUAGUGCAGGAUCAUUCAGACCCCCUGUUCAGUUCAUAUGCCUAUAAGUCCCACUACCUACUGAAUGAAUCAAAUCGUGCUGAGUUGAUGAAAUUACCUAUGAUUCCUCCUCCUUCGUCAGCUUCCAAAAAGAAAUGUGAGAAAGGUGGGAAGUUAUUGUGCUGCGAGUCCUGUCCAGCGUCCUUCCACCCUGAAUGUCUCAACAUAGAGAUGCCAGAAGGAUGUUGGAAUUGCAAUGACUGUAAAGCUGGCAAGAAACUACGUUACAAGCAGAUCGUUUGGGUCAAGCUUGGAAAUUACAGGUGGUGGCCAGCUGAGAUCUGCAAUCCCAGGUCUGUGCCUCUCAACAUACAGGGCCUCAAACAUGAUAUCGGGGACUUCCCAGUAUUUUUCUUUGGUUCACAUGACUACUAUUGGGUACACCAGGGCAGAGUUUUCCCUUAUGUUGAAGGAGAUAAAAGCUUUGCUGAGGGGCAAACUAGUAUUAACAAGACCUUCAAGAAAGCACUUGAAGAAGCUGCAAAACGCUUCCAGGAACUGAAAGCACAAAGAGAAAGCAAAGAAGCACUAGAGAUUGAAAGGAAUUCAAGAAAACCCCCACCUUACAAACAUAUUAAAUCCAACAAGGUAAUAGGGAAAGUUCAGAUUCAAGUUGCUGAUUUGUCAGAAAUCCCUCGCUGUAAUUGCAAGCCAUCUGAUGAGAACCCCUGUGGCCUAGAGUCAGAGUGUCUGAACAGGAUGCUACAGUAUGAGUGUCAUCCCCAAGUGUGCCCAGCAGGAGAGCGCUGUCAAAACCAGUGCUUCACCAAAAGACUCUAUCCAGAUGCUGAAAUCAUAAAAACCGAUCGACGUGGCUGGGGUCUCAGGACAAAAAGGAACAUUAAAAAGGGUGAAUUUGUAAAUGAAUAUGUUGGUGAAUUAAUUGAUGAAGAAGAAUGCCGAUUGCGGAUCAAACGUGCCCAUGAGAACAGCAUAACCAAUUUUUAUAUGUUAACUGUUACAAAGGACCGGAUAAUAGAUGCUGGUCCAAAGGGGAAUUAUUCUCGUUUUAUGAACCACAGUUGUAAUCCGAACUGUGAAACACAGAAAUGGACAGUGAAUGGGGAUGUUAGAGUUGGACUCUUUGCUCUCUCUGAUAUUCCUGCAGGGAUGGAGUUAACAUUUAAUUAUAAUUUGGACUGUCUGGGCAAUGGUAGGACUGAAUGCCAUUGUGGAGCAGAAAACUGCAGUGGCUUCCUAGGAGUACGGCCGAAGACGGCAUUUGCAACAGCGAAUGAAGAGAAGGCAAAGAAUGCCAAGCUAAAGCAGAAGAAACGGAAAAUAAAAACAGAGCAGAAGCAGAUGCAUGAGGACAACUGUUUCCAGUGUGGAGAUGGAGGAGAACUAGUCAUGUGUGACAAAAAGGACUGCCCCAAAGCAUACCACCUCCUAUGCCUUAACCUGACUCAACCACCAUUUGGAAAGUGGGAAUGUCCGUGGCACCAGUGUGACAUCUGUAGCAAUCCGGCAGUUUCAUUCUGCGAGUUUUGCCCUCGUUCAUUCUGUAAAGAUCAUGAGAAGGGAGCCCUAGUGGCAUCAGCAUUGGAUGGCCGUCUCUGCUGCUCCGAACAUAACCCCAAAUCUCCUGUGGCACCAGAGUAUUGGAGCAAGAUCAAAUGCAAAUUGCAACCCCAGAACCCUGGAGAAGAAGCAAAGGAAUAAAUUUAUUCAAACAACAAAUGGCAAAUAGAUGAUGAACUUGAAGAGACCGCUAUGGCACAUUCAGUCUUCAUCAUCAGCGCCGCCUUGCUGGAACUGGGAAAGGGACCAUCUAAUCUUGGCAGGCGGAAGCAGUCAGUCGUGUCCGUUUUUUGGGUUUUUUUUUUUCUUCUGUUCUUGUCCUUUUCUUACCUUACCCUUGAAUGUGCUUCAGCAGCUCUUACUGUUGGAAAACAGAAAUGUCUUGGCUUUCUUAAGGAAAAAAGGUCAAAAAAAAGCAAACUUGUUGACGUUGAAAAGAAUAUUGUUUUAAAAUAUGUUCUUUGAGUGUAGAAAGGAAAACAUAGCAUAUUUAUUUAUUUAAUUUUAAAGGAUGUUGAGGAUUCUGGUCCUGAUCAGUCAGCGUGUCUAAAAAAAUAAUUGAGUAGCAAAACCAAUCCGGUAUAACGUGUAUGUCUAGUUAUUAAAAAAGGGAGAGGACCAACCCUCCCCAAUCUACAAACAGCUUUCACAUAACACCAUGAGGAGUGAUGUGGGUUUCAGAGCAGUGGACAGUGAAAUGCCUUCAUUCCAGUUGGUCAUCUUUAAAGGUCUUUUGAGAAGAUGGAUUUCAUCUCAUCAUGCUUAACUUAUUAUGAAUAAUGUUGUAAAGAUUUUCACAUAGGAAAUUAGGAGUAUAUCCAGUUUUGUAUUUUUUCUUGAAGUGCUUUUUAUUUCACUAGAUAUUUUAACAAAAAGGGGGAGGGAAGCAGUUACAGUCCCUCAUUGUUAAAUGAGCGGUGUUAGCUGACAAAGCAAGCAUAGAAAGAGCUUAAUUGUGCAGUGGUCACUUUUCUGCCUCGCUUCAUUUGGAGGGCAGUUUUGGGUGGAGAGGAUUCAUGGGCAGCCUAGUCAUCUGAACAUUGCACUACAUUCAUCGUAGCGAAAGCCCUGAUCCUGCUUUUGUCGGAGUCAUUGCAAGCUUUGUCAUUGACUUCAGUGGGUGCAGGAUUAAGCCCUUUUCGAUGUAUUUAUCAGAUAUUUAGUCUGUGCUUGUUUCAUGGUGAUUCUCUUAGAGCCUGAUCCUUUGUUACCUUCCUCACAAACUCCCAUAGGUUUCAGAGGGAGUUCUUGAGUGCUAAAGGAAUAGGGGAUCAGCCCCAUGUGUGUAUUAUGUGUUUUUAAAAGAGUUUUGGGGAGCAGGGGUGUUUAGAUUUGCGGGGGUGGGGAUAAAUCUGCCAAUUGAAUUUAUCUUCUUUGGUUUUUAUCCAAUAGUGAAAAAUCAGUUCUUAAAAGCACUUCCUGAAUUAACAGGGUGUAUAUUGGGCCUAUACUAAGGCACUCAAUCUUACAAAAUACUGUGUAUAUCUCAGUAUAGUUAGCAUAGUCAACAGUAAUCCUUUAAUUCGUAGGCAAUGGCUGGUGUACUGAUAUUGCUAGCUACCUUUACACUAACUUUCUGCCACUGGGUGUUCCGGAUCACCCCCACCUGGAAGGAAUUAAUACAAGGCAUGGCUGGCAGAUGGCAGAGAGAUAAUUCUUUAUUCAUUCUGAAGAACAUUCAACAUUGUCUCUGGGAAAAUGUCUGCAUAGACCUGCAGGUACAAGGUGGCAUCUCAGUUCCAGAAAGUGACUAAUAAAGGAGUGGAAAAUAAUACCAUGGGGUUUUGGAAUAUGGCUCGCCUUUGUACCAGGUUUCCUCUUGCAUUUUCAAAUUAUUUCUAAUCUGGGGAAGGUGUGUGUGUGUGUGUGUGUGUGUG